Messenger RNA from Pangasianodon hypophthalmus (striped catfish), 4121 nucleotides. RefSeq names its product NACHT, LRR and PYD domains-containing protein 4C. The transcript has 11 exons. Lineage: Eukaryota; Metazoa; Chordata; Actinopteri; Siluriformes; Pangasiidae. The record is from RefSeq and is a predicted model, not a curated record. Gene Ontology annotation, molecular function: protein binding. Bases 164 to 3136 code for a protein of 990 amino acids.
AGUUAAACCAGUUAGACAGUGUCAGUGAAAGUAAAACACAGCAGCUCCAUUUUGUGACGAGGGGAAAAUAAACCAUUUCAGGAGUAAAAACACAGGUUUGAUUUAACACACCGAUGUUGGAGUGAAGUAAACGUGUGUCCUGCUGUAAUCUGGAGAAGGAGACAUGACCUCCAACAUGAGUGUGUCUGGAAAACAGGACUUAAAGAAAGAUGAGAGAAUGAUGGAGGGAAAGAGAUCAGACUCACCAGAACCCAGCUGUGUGUCCAUGAAGAGUGAGGAGUCAAUGGGAGAACCACUAUACUUCAGAGACAGUCCUACUGAUGUGAGACCGCAAAAGAAGAAAUCAAACAUCAGCAGAAAUCAGUUGGAGUCCAUAUUCAAGGAGCUGGAACACAAAGUCAUCACUCUGAUAAAGAAUGAACUGAAGAGGUUUAGGAAGCUCCUGAGUCCAGAUUACCCAGCAUGCCCUGAGAGGGAGGUGGAGGAUGAGGAGGAUCUGCACAGUGUCAGAGAGGGAGUGCUGAAGAUCACACUGCACGUCCUGAAGAACAUGAACCACACAGAUCUCGCUAACACACUGCACAACAACUCUGUGGCCUCUGUGUAUCAGCCAAAGUUGAAAUACAACCUGAGAGAGAAGUGUAAAAGAAUUAAUGAAGGAAUCUCACAGCAUGGAAGCUCAGCACUUCUGAAUGAGAUCUACACAGAGCUCUACAUCACAGAGGGUUGGAGUGGAGACGUCAAUAUUGAACAUGAGGUGAGACAGAUUGAGACAGCGUCCAGGAGACCAGCAGCACAGGAGACACCCAUCAAAUGUAAUGACCUCUUUAAAGACAAGUCCAUCCGAACUGUGUUGACUAAAGGAGUUGCUGGAAUUGGAAAAACAGUCUCUGUGCAGAAGUUCAUUCUGGACUGGGCUGAAGGAAAAGCAAAUCAGGACGUCUUCUUCAUGUUUCCAUUUCCCUUUAGAGAGCUGAAUUUGAUGAAGCAGCAAAAUCUCAGCCUGAUGAAUCUUCUUCAUCACUUUUUCCCAGAAAUGAGAAAACUACAAUUAGUAGACUGCGACUCCUACAAAGUGGUGUUGAUCUUUGAUGGUCUGGAUGAGUGUCGACUUCCUCUAAAUUUCCAGAACAAUGAGAGAUUGUGUGAUGUGACAGAGUCAGCCUCAGUGGAUGUGCUGCUGACAAACCUCAUCAAGGGGAAUCUGCUUCCCUCUGCUCUCCUCUGGAUAACCUCUCGACCAGGAGCAGCCAGUCAGAUCCCUCCUGAGUGUGUAGACCAGGUAACAGAGGUACGAGGGUUCAGUGAUCCUCACAAAGAGGAGUACUUCAGGAAGAGGAUCAGUGAUCAGAGCCUGGCCAAUAAAAUCAUCACUCACAUGAAGUCUUCAAGAAGCCUCUACAUCAUGUGCCACAUCCCAGUCUUCUGCUGGAUUUCAGCCACUGUUCUAGAGAGAAUGUUGGGUGAAGCAGAGGGUGGAGAGAUCCCCAAGACUCUGACUCAAAUGUUCACACACUUCCUGAUCUUUCAGAUCAAACACAAGGGCCAAAAGUACCAUCAGAAAUGUGACCCUGAUCCUCAGCAGGCCAGAGAGAGUAUCCUGGCACUGGGAAAUCUGGCUUUCCAACAGCUGGAGAAAGGAAACCUGAUCUUCUAUGAGGAAGACCUGAGAGAGUGUGGCAUUGAUGUCAGAGAAGCGUUAGUGUACUCAGGAGUGUGUACCCAAAUCUUCAGAGAGGAGUUUGGGCUUCACCUGGGGAAGGUGUUCAGCUUUGUACAUCUGAGUGUUCAGGAGUUUCUGGCUGCUUUAUAUGCAAUUCUCUCUUUCAUCAGCAGAAAUGUAACAGAGCAACAAACCACUGAUCUGUCUGAUCUUUUCAGAAAGUCAAACAUAUCUGAUUUCCUCAGGAGUGCAGUGGACAAGGCCUUACAGAGUGAGAAUGGACACCUGGACCUGUUCCUCCGCUUCCUUCUGGGUCUCUCACUGGAAUCCAAUCAGACUCUCUUACGAGGUUUAAUGCCACAGACAGGGAGCAGCUCUCACGGCAAACAGGAAACUGUUGAGUACAUCAAGGAGAAGAUCAGGGAGAAUCCAUCUCCAGAGAAAUCCAUCAAUCUGUUCCACUGUCUGAAUGAACUGAAUGAUCAUUCUCUAGUGCAGGAAGUACAAACUUACCUGAACAGAGGAGGUUGCAGUCGUCUCAGUGGAACCAGACUCUCUCCUGCUCAGUGGUCAGCUCUGGUGUUUGUGUUACUGAACUCAGAACAGGAGCUGGAUGAGUUUAUUUUGAAUAAAUAUGACCCAUCAGAGGAAGGUCUUCUGAGGCUGCUGCCAGUGGUCAAAGCCUCCAGAAAAGCUGAGCUGUGGGGGUGUAAUCUGACAGAGGAAAGCUGUAGAGUUCUGUCCUCAGUUCUCAGCUCAAACUCCUCCAGUCUGAGAGAACUGAACCUGAGUGACAAUAAGCUGCAGGAUUCAGGAGUGAAGCUGCUCUCUGCUGGACUGGAGAAUCCACACUGUACACUGGAGAUACUGAGGCUGUGUGAGUGUAAUCUGACAGAGGAAAGCUGUAGAGUUCUGUCCUCAGUUCUCAGCUCAAACUCCUCCAGUCUGAAAGAACUGGAUCUGAGUUACAGUAAACUACAGGAUUCAGGAGUGAAGCUGCUCUCUGCUGGACUGGAGAAUCCACACUGUACACUGGAGAUACUGAGGCUGUGGAAGUGUAAUCUGACAGAGGAAAGCUGUAGAGUUCUGUCCUCAGUUCUCAGCUCAAACUCCUCCAGUCUGAGAGAACUGGACCUGAGUUACAAUAAACUGCAGGAUUCAGGAGUGAAGCUGCUCUCUGCUGGACUGGAGAAUCCACGCUGUACACUGGAGAAAUUGGGGAUGACUUACUGCAGUAUUACAGAUGAAGGUUGUGCUGCUCUGGCUUCAGCUCUGAGAUCAAACUCCUCAUCACACCUGAGAGAACUGAAUCUGAAUGAUAAUAAUCCAGGAAAAUCAGGAGUGAAGCUGCUCUAUGAUCUACUGAAGGAUCCACACUGUAAACUGGAGACACUACACAUUAAGUAUGAUAAACUCACCAGGACUGGUUAUGACAGGAGUCUCACCUCAAACCUCGAUAAAGCAGUUUGGUGAAGCGUUAGAACCCGUCCCACAUUUCCAGCAGUUUGGGAGCUGAAUCAUUCAUAUUCAGAUGUAGAAGUUCCAUAACAAUAACCGUGACUGAUCACAUCCUUUUAUCCACUCAGCUACAAGUUACUUCAGGCUUUAAUAACAUAUUUUACAAUCCAAAGUCAAAUCCUUCAGCAUCUACACACAACACAGAGAUAUCAUCACAUCAUCACACUGAUUACACAAAUACACAUCCAUGUGUUGUAGCUGUUUAUAGCUUAUUUUUAGCUAUACAUUUUUAUCUGUUUAUUCAGUGUGUUUUUGCUCAACAUCAAUUCAUUCAGUUUGUUGUAACAUGACGGUGAAUUUUUUCUCCACAGAUGAUUGAUUUAUAGUUGUGAUUUAAUCCUUUUUUCCCCAAAUAUUUUUGUCAAACCUCUGUUCCUUGUGUGCUAAUGUGUUUUUUUAAAGGACAGUUCUGGCAUAAAACUAGAAUUUAAUAUAUUAUUUGUCAUGGUAUGUAGUACUCUGUUGCAUGGGAUUGUAUUGUUUACUGUCUGUAAUCAUGUAAUCAUGCUAACAUUAUGGUAGCUAAAUGUGUUGUUGUUAACUUCAUUUGUUUGUCUCAGUUUAAUUUUGAAAGAUGUACAGUUACUCUCUGCUUUCCUCGUGUUUCUCUUCUUGCUGGUGUGACCUUUGUAUGUGACGUCUUCUGUCUAGAGUAACCACACGGAGCUGGUCAGGCUUGUGGUAACAGCAGGUUUAUUCUGCAGUCUGCAUUAUUGAUAAGGAAUAAAAAGUAGAAUGGGUCAUCUCUUGUCGGCAAACAGCUCAUACUCUGUCUCUCUGGAAAAUCCUCUGCACUUUUUUUCUUUGGAUUACAUUACAUUGUACAUAUAUAUAUAUAUAUAUAUACACAUAUAUAUAUAAAAUAUGUGCAUCAUUCAUCAGUUGUGUUGUGAUCAUAUGGUGGGCAGUUUGUUGUAAACAGAAUAAAAAUAAAACUGAA